AUGCCACAUUUUAGGGUGCGCAAUAUUCAUAAGAUCGUUCAGAGCUCAGGCAUGAAAAAAACAAUGUUUUGUUUUUUAGUUUGUUUUAUUUUGUGUGUGUCUAUCGGUGCCGGGGACACAUUAAGUAAGGAUUUGCUUAGAGUAAGUGAUGAAUAUUACGCAUAUGGACAAGACCAAGAGUUUCAACUGCCUCCGUGUCGAGAUUGUAGUUGCGGUGAGCGCAACGAAGAGGCUCGAGUGGUUGGAGGUUCUUUAGCUGAUACAAAUGCAUUUCCGUGGAUUGCUCGACUCAUCUAUGGGAAUUCUUUCGGCUGUGGAGCAUCUCUCAUCAAUGACAGAUACGUUAUAUCUGCAGCACAUUGCGUAAAAGGUUUCAUGUGGUUCAUGUUCCGAGUGAAGUUUGGUGAACACGACCGAUGUGAUAAGUACCACAUACCAGAGAUCCGAUACGUGACAAAGAUGUACAUCCACAAUUUCACACUGACUGAAUUGUCGAAUGACAUCUCACUGCUGCAGCUCAAUAAGCCCAUGGAAUAUUCACAUGCCAUCCGGCCUGUGUGCUUGCCUAAGUCAGAUUAUUAUGACUACGCGGGUACAUUAGCAACGGUGUCUGGAUGGGGAGCAAUGGCUGAGACCGGCAAAUGGUCGUGCACACUCCUGGAGGCGCAGCUGCCGGUCCUCAGCAAUGAAGAGUGCCGCAACACCAAGUAUAACAAAUCCAAGAUAAAGGACGUCAUGAUGUGUGCUGGCUACCCGGCCACAGCUCAUAAGGAUGCUUGUACUGGAGACAGUGGUGGACCUCUGAUAGCUGAAAAUAUUGAUCAUGCAUAUGAUUUAAUUGGAAUCGUGUCAUGGGGAUAUGGAUGUGCAAGAAUUGGAUAUCCGGGUGUCUACACGAGAGUUACAAAGCACUUAGGCUGGAUUCAAGAGAACACCGCUGACGCAUGCUAUUGUGCUUAUGUUCAGGCUGAAGAAACUGCUAACUCCACAGAAGAUUAUGUUAGUGUAAGUGCCGCUGAAAAUGUUGUAGAAGCCAUCCCAGAAGAAUUGCUUACAGCGGAUAUCAACAAGUGUAAUUGCCGUUGUGGAGAGCGUAACGAAGCGUCCAGGAUCUUGGGUGGUGUAGAGACAGGCGUCAACGAGUUUCCCUGGGUAGCCAGGCUGACGUACUUCAACAAGUUCUACUGUGGGGGUAUGCUCAUUAACGACAGAUAUGUUUUGACUGCAGCUCACUGUGUCAAAGGAUUAAUGUGGUUUAUGAUAAAGGUGACAUUAGGUGAGCACAACCGGUGUAACAAAACUCACAGACCAGAAACCCGCUACGUGAUAAACGCUAUAGCUCACAACUUUACAUACCUGACGUUCAGGGAUGAUAUAGCACUGCUUAAACUCAACGAAAGGGUUCAAAUAUCUGACACCAUCAAACCGGUGUGCCUGCCUCAUAGUGACGAUAAAACAUAUGCAGGAGUAAAGGCUAUAGCGGUAGGUUGGGGAUCGAUGGCUGAACAGAAGAAUCACUCUUGCAAUCUACUGGAUGUAGAGCUACCAAUUUUAAGCAACGCCCAAUGUAGGAACACUAAGUAUGAACCUAGUAUGAUCGUUGACGAUAUGCUUUGCGCUGGUUAUCCCGAAGUAGGAGCCAAGGAUACUUGCCAGGGAGACAGUGGUGGGCCGUUGUCAGCUGAACGAGGUGAUAAGCGCUACGAGUUAUUAGGUGUCGUUUCAUGGGGCAUUGGUUGUGGAAGACGCGGAUACCCAGGAGUCUACACCAGGGUCACGAAGUAUUUGAAUUGGAUUAGACAUAACGCACGUUACGGCUGUUUCUGUGCUGACUGA
Maniola jurtina (meadow brown) is the source of this 1836-nucleotide messenger RNA. RefSeq names its product transmembrane protease serine 9-like. The coding region runs from base 1 to 1836 and encodes 611 amino acids. The transcript is spliced from 14 exons. The record is from RefSeq and is a predicted model, not a curated record. NCBI's taxonomy places the organism in Eukaryota, Metazoa, Arthropoda, Insecta, Lepidoptera, Nymphalidae. Gene Ontology annotation, biological process: proteolysis. Gene Ontology annotation, molecular function: serine-type endopeptidase activity.